UCACUCUUCCCCUGUACUGGGACAACAUGGCUACUGGUGAAAAUCUGAAGGUGGUCACACUGCAGCCUUCCUCUCCGGAGUACCAGACCGUGGAGAAAGCCUUCAAACAAACUGUCACCCAGACUGUAAUGAAGAUCGAGCGUUUGCAGAAUGUUCAUCUGCUUCGUGCCUAUCAAGCACAGAAGAAGAACAUGUCUGAUAAGAAUGUACACUGUGGUGGAGCAGGUGAAAAGCUUCUGUACCAUGGCACAGCCAAGAACAACUGCAUCCCUAUCAUGAAAAAUGGGUUCAACAGGAGCUUUGCUGGAUGCAAUGGUAAUGAUCUUUUUCAGAAUAUCAUUGAAAAAGGGACCCGUUUAGAGAACUGA
Monopterus albus (swamp eel) is the source of this 368-nucleotide messenger RNA. RefSeq names its product poly [ADP-ribose] polymerase 14-like. NCBI's taxonomy places the organism in Eukaryota, Metazoa, Chordata, Actinopteri, Synbranchiformes, Synbranchidae. The transcript is spliced from 3 exons. Gene Ontology annotation, molecular function: transcription corepressor activity; NAD+ poly-ADP-ribosyltransferase activity. Bases 27 to 368 code for a protein of 113 amino acids. The record is from RefSeq and is a predicted model, not a curated record. Gene Ontology annotation, cellular component: nucleus; cytoplasm. Gene Ontology annotation, biological process: protein poly-ADP-ribosylation; negative regulation of gene expression.